Molecule: messenger RNA, 4419 nt
Organism: Hyalella azteca
Lineage: Eukaryota; Metazoa; Arthropoda; Malacostraca; Amphipoda; Hyalellidae
Gene: SWIP
Product: WASH complex subunit 4
Exons: 23
Coding region: 67-3699 (1210 amino acids)
Biological process (GO): endosomal transport; endosome organization
Cellular component (GO): endosome; WASH complex
Source: RefSeq, a predicted model, not a curated record
UUCAAUGGAUUUUUCAUUAAAAGUUUUGCUUUGAAAAGUUGUUCAAAAAUUGCCAAUAUAAUUCUUAUGUUCAAAGAAUUCAAUAUUAUUGAUAAAAUGACAGUGCCUCCACCCAGUGAUGAUCCUAGCUUCAAAGCAGCUGCUGAGCAGGAGCUGCAACGCUUUAGUGGUAUUGUAGAAAACUCCUGCUCAACUCUUCAGGGUAAACUUCUGCAGUCAAAAAAAUGGAUGGCUACGGGUGAUUCCCUCCUGAAUGUCCAUGAGCCUUCACAAGUUCAGCCUAUAGUAAUCAAGCUGUCCCCUCAUGAGCCGGAUGGUAUCAAGAAUAUCAGGAGUGACAUUGAGUCAGUAAGGAAGGUUGUCACAGCUCUCUCGGUCCUCUGCCAGGAGGUGAAGCUCCUGCUUGCUGAAGCUGAACAUGAACUCAUUCCUCCUAUUGCUCUCUAUGGUGAAGCAGUGAACACUCCUAAUCCUGAUGUGAGUGGCGAGGCCUACGUGUACAUUGCUCGCAUGUUGCCACUUCUGGGCCGCGUGCAAAGCUUUGUUGCGCGCGUGUCAGAAGUUGUUACCAAUAUAAUACUGCAGCUAAGUGCCCUGCACCCUCCUCAACAACAGCAGGCUAUCAUCUCUACUAAGGAUGUGCAUCUCCAGGUUAUUUGGGAGCAUUUAGGACGUUUAUUGGCUGUGGUCGUGUCAUUAGACCUCAUCGUGUCUGUCAACAAAGAUCUAAAUCAGCAUUGGAUUCAAUACAAGAGGCUAGUGACGAGUGCCCCAACUAUUCUUCUAAAUGAAACUCUUCCUGAUGAUGCCAGCCAAGUUCUUGAUCAGAAAACUCUGCAGCCGCUGCACAGAAUGGUCAGAGAUAUUGACGAAAACGUGAUGCACGCGGCCAUGUUUAAACAAGUGUGUAAUCGGAGCAGCAGUGCAGCCACUGCCACUGCAAGAAAUGUUCCCCUCAGAGAUGAGAUGCUCGUUGUCAUCCUGGGCUGGUGUUCACAGCUGGAGAGUCAGUGCAGUAAGCCGUGGUGGUGCGACCUGCAGCAGGACGUGGUCGCGGUGACGUGUUUACUGCAGCUUCACCAGCAUCAUUUCGACCCCGUGCCCAGCAAGCGCGCCGCCAAAGCCCUCCAGCAGCUCCUCAAAAAAGUGCCGUGCGUGACGGUGUUCGGCAGCGCGGUGUGGCGCGGAGAGCAGUUCCUGACGCGGGAGUGCGAGCGUCUCAAGUCGCUGUGGGAGCCCAAGAUUUGUGCAGCGCUGGUGCAGCAUCGCAGUCAACAUCUCACGUCCGUCACGGCCUCUCUUGGGAAACUCGCAGCCUCCACCAAAUUGCAGGUUGACGGCUGGUGCGCGGAGUUGGCCGCUGCAUCCACGAAGCCAACAAGUCAGUUCACCAGGCAGGACCUGAGCCACCGCAGUAAACUCUUCAUGCAGGGUCUGGUGCUAGCAGUAUCAGCUCGCUACACCGUGACGAGUGUGCUGAGCCUGCACCUUCAACACGGACGACUUCUCGCUCGGUCGUGCGUGCUCUCUGUGUGCUCCAUGCUACACGCAAUACACGCAGUCCGCGCUGCCUACGCCACGCACACCACCCAGCUCCUUGCACACACUCUGCCACAUGUCACGCAGUUCCUGGUCGCCCAACUACUCGCCGCUGUCAGUCAAGCUAAGAGGAAGUUGAGCGCCAGCAGCGGUAACAAGCAAACCCAGAUCGACGUUCUUGCAUGUCUGAAGAUUGUUGAAACUUGUUUGGGGAGCAGCGCCCCUAGCAUCACCAACGUCACCUCUGCCAGGGUUGCGCUCUCACUGGCCAACCAUCAGGACGUCCUCAAGGGUGACGAGCUGGCCCAGCUGGUGGUUCUGCUGCGACGUCUGGAGCUGCUGAGUGAACUGCAGGAGCGAAUAGACGCCGCUACUGACGUGGGCGUGUUGCUCUACAGACACAGUAUCAUAGCCACCACCUUCUGUGAGGUGUUCGGUGCUGCUGCCUCUGAUCCGCCUCUGCACCCCGCCACGCUGCAGGCAGUGUUGUCGUGUGCAUCUGAUGCUAAGCGCCACCUACUGCGCUGCUGUCAUCUUCAUCAGCCUCAGCUCCUUCUUGAUGCCUUCACUGAGCAGCUCUGUACUGCUAUUGAAGAAAAAGUCGUGUCACCGCUGUGCACUGCAAUAGAGACGGAGCUGAGGUUGUCGACGUUGUGGCAUCUGGAGGUGCAGCCCCGCAACCCCUUCCAGCCGUCCUCUGCCCAAGCCUCGAGCAACACUACGGGCACGGUCGCACCGCCCCCCAUAUUUGACCCCAUGCCUUUCCUGUGCCUCCCGCCCCUCAACUGCCUGGGGCGGAUCAUCAACCUCAAAGAACGCGUGGAGCAGUACCUAUCGAGCACCUUCUACGCUCUGACGGUGGUGGCACCGCACAACUGUCACUCCAACACUGAAAUGCGCACCGUAGCGCUGCAGAAGUGGGGGCUGAUGUUGCAGGACUCCCGCCUGCCUCCCCACACCACCCACCAGGGCGUUGACGUGCUUGAAGUGGUGCGCCAGCUGGCAGUGUUCGUGCGCCGCUACCACUACAGCUUGAGCCAGCAAGUGUUCGUAGAGGCAGAGAGCGACAGCAAGCACCUCAACACGCUCAACAUCACACACAUUGCCAAUUCAAUCCGCACUCACGGCGCUGGCAUCAUCAACUCUACCGUGAACUUCACUUAUCAGUUCCUCGUGGGAAGAUUCAAAGUUUUUUCCCAGUUUCUUUACGAUGAACAAAUCAAGUCACGCCUCGUCAAAGACAGGAAACAUUGGAUGCAAGUCCAAACAGUCACUGAGAAAUGGUUUCCCUUUGAACGCGCCGAGCAGUUCAACUUGGGCAUCAGGAAGCUUGGCGUCAAUGCUCAAGGCCUUUCCUACCUGGAUCAGUUCCGAGAACUGGUCACGCAUAUUGGCAAUGCUAUGGGUUUUGUUCGACUGGUGCGAUCUGGUAGCUUGCGUUGUGCGAGUAACACAAUGGAGUUCUUGCCUGCACUGAACGAGCUGAAGUCUUUUGAGCCUCUCUGUUACCAACACGACCAGGACGGCUCUGAUGCCAAGCUCACUGUGUCCACCGACACGCUCGCUGCUGCUCGUAAUCUGGAUACUGUCAUUCUCAAUCUGCAGCAAACCUUCCAGAAAGAGACGGACUUUUUCAAAAUUCUCGUAGACGUGUUCAGGAAAGCGUUGUCCACCGAGUCGUACCGUCAUCUCAAAAACUUUCAUCUCAUCAUCGCGGCGCUAGCAGUCAAUUUCGUCCAUCACUCCGUCACCGCCAAGGAUCUCCUCAACAAAAGAAGCAAGACUGGCGCCGCUUUCUGCAUGGACGGUUUUGCCAUGGGGAUCGCGUAUCUGCUGAGUGUGCUCGACCAGGGCACUGCUUUUGACGCCAUGCACUGGUGGUCGGGAGUGCGACGACAUUUUAUUUCCCAGAGAGAGAAGGUGGAACGUCAGCGGAACUCGGCGCUCGCUUCGGGCGACACUAAGUUAGCUGAAACGCUAGCAUUGACGCUCACUCGCCUGCGUGAGCAACAGCAGGAGCACGAGCUGCUGUACCUCACAGUGAGCAGCGCGAGGGGCUUCUUCAGAAACACUGAACGUCAUGAAGAGGAAGAUCCUUCGGGACAUGAUGGAAGCACAACCGAUGAGAAAGAUAGUGUAAAGAGCGUUAAUGGAAGCUAAACUUGAUAUCCUUGUGCUGAACAAAGUUAAUGAUGGACGCGAUGGAAAUGAGAAAGACAGCAUAAAGAGCGUUAAUGGAAGCUAAACUUGGCAUUCUUGUGCUGAACAAAGAUGAUGAUGAGAGACAUGAUGGAAGCACAACCGAUGAGAAAGACAGCGUAAAGAGCGUUAAUGGAAGCUAAAACUGACAUCCUUGUGCUGAACAAAGUUAAUGAUUGGUAUCACGAUGAAAGCACAACCGAUGAGAGACAGCGUCAAGACUGAUGCUAUAAGGAACGUCCAGGUGAUGAACAUAUUUACAACAUGACGAGGUUUAUCUAGCAAAUCAUAAUCAAGAAAUUUGGUUUGCCGUCCCGUGUGAAGAGUUACAGAUUGGAGGUGUUUUGUCGUGAAGGUCUUAUGUCAUCUCAUGCCGGUCUCGUAAAGAUUUAUGAUUAUGAUAAGAAAAAAAAUUAAUACAUAUAACUUACGCAAAGUGUGUGUAUCCUAUAUAAUGUUAUUCGCGUUUUUUUUUUUCAAGAUGGAAAUUAAUCAAACGUGCAUUUUUCUUUUUGGUAUGUGUAUUCAACAGUGAGUGAGUGAGUAAAUAUAUAGUUUUAACAUAAUAUUCGCAAAAUUAUAAAAUGCCAAAGAUUUUGAUACAAUACCUAUUUUAUUGUGUGGCAAAGAGUAUAUUUAAAUAUAUUAUUCAUAUUGUGAAUUUUAUCUACAUAAAAUAAA